AUGCUUCAACACACGAAUAAACUUAUGACAAAUUUAAAACCCACCGCCAGAUGUCUCCUCACCGUCUUCGCCUUAGUAUUUAUGCUUUCGAUUACCACCUUCGCUUUCACGGCAGUGCUGCAGGAUACAAAGAGCGCUGAAAGCACCACGAAUGCACAAGAAAAUGAGAUUGAUGGCGAAAAUGAGGUCAACGCCACAGUGGUGAGAAUAUUAAUGAGCGCCAACGAUCAACGAGCAACAACGAAUGAUGAAAAAGUCAGCAAAUUUUUACUUGUCAACAUAGAACUGCAAAAUGAUACCGAGACACUGUUAGCAACAACAAUAAAGGAGCAGAAACAACAACUGCAACACCAACUAAAUAAACGCGAUGUUAGUAAUACAGCCGAUCAGCAAAAUAACAACAACCAAAGUGCCGUUAAGCAAGGUUACUACGAAGAGCAACAACCGGUAGUCGUACACGCCGAAACGCUGCCUACGCUCGGUCGGCGUCAAGAUAAUUAUGGUGCGCCACCUAGCGCUUAUCAGGAUGCCUAUUAUCCGCGCCCCGCCUCUGCGUACGACGAUGAAGAAGAUGAUGAUGAGUCUCAAGAGGGCGCUGAUGGUUAUCCUUAUGAGCAGCGACCAACAGCGGGUUAUUAUGGCAAUGAUAAUGAUGAUCAGCAUGCGGCUGAGGAGCGUGUUGGUGGGGAGAAUGCGGAGAGCGUGGGUCAGGGACGUGCUGCAGGCAAUUCCGCUUAUGACUCAUACUACAGGCAGUGGCAUUAUGCCACACCAGCACCGGUGCAACGACGGAAUGGCGGUUGGGAGGUCGGUAAUAAUCGGCAGAUGCAGAAUGGCGAACGCGAUCCCUAUGCUGCUUACGAUGCCGAUGGCCCAAUGGAGGAUUACGAGUAUCCUGGUGCACUAACGUCAUCACAAAAACAACAAUAUGAACAACAGCUAUUAAAACGCCAACGACUACAACCUAGACCGCAAAACCGCCCACAACAGACCACUACAAUAGAGCAGCAACAGCAGGCGGUCCAGGGGGCCGACCCGCACAAUCGGCCAACCACUAGCAGCAACAACAACAACAACAACCCGCCCACUGAGAAUUCACUGUUAUCCACAUUGAAAAGCCUCAAAACCAUGUGGGACAUUUACCAGGCGUUUUCUGCCGCUUGGAAUUCGCUCGCGACACACCGACAACAGCAAGAGCAACAACAACAAGAGGCAGCCAAACGUCGUCAACAGCAAAUUGCACAACAAACGCGUAUCAAUUCGAAAAAGCCGCCCAAAAUCGGCGCGAACGAUAAAUACACACAAAGGAAUAACAGCAGCAGCAGCGCGGAGAGCAGCGAGGUGACCGGUGCAACUGCCCCAAAUGCGGCAAAACGAGUUAAGCCAAACAACAGAGCGACUAAAAAUCCUAAAACGACGACAAAAACAACAACAACAGCGCAAAGUACGACCUCAACUGAGUUUGUGACGAGCAGCGAAGUGGAAGAGACGGUUGCCAACAGCAGCAGCAAUGGUGGCAACAAUAGAAACGCGGGCUCAAAGGGUGAUACGAUGGCGCGCCAAAAUGCUCAGGGUAACCGUGAGAAACGUCAAAGCACUGACACCGCUGUGACGGAAUCGACUGAUGUGGGCGAAGGUCGUUACAUCAAAGGCGAUCCGCUGAAGGGCUACUAUGAUUUUGUCAUCACCGAAGGCUCGUACAAAUUCUGGGCUGUUUUUCAGACUGGCACCGCAUUGCUGAUUAUUUACUCAACUUUCGCCGCCAUUUACUACUCGAAAGUAAAUCCAUUGGUGUCCGAUUAUGACUACACCGACUACUUGGGUGGCGCACGAUCGCUGAGCGGUGGCGACGAUGACUUCAUCGAUGAUGACAGUGACGGUGAGAGCGGUGGCAAGCAUGGACGACGCAGCAGCUGGCUGGAUGCAAUGUUGCCACGCGCUGGACGCACAAUGAAAUAUAUACUCGAUGCGCUCGAUAAACUGCCCGUGGAUCAUCGUGAGGCGGACGCAGCGAUGCGUGGCGAACGUGCAGGCGCAGCGACGACAAAUGAGCAGGCGAUUGGUGAAGGCGAUGCAACAGGAAAUGCGUAUGAAAAUGAAAAUGACGAUGACGCUAACGUUGCAACGAGACAAAGCGCGGAGGAAGUAGGUAGCGAAGCGGCGCCUGAAGAAUUGGAGACAACGCAGCGGCAAGUGCGCGCCUAUGCGGCUUGA
This is a messenger RNA of Bactrocera tryoni, 2214 nucleotides long. RefSeq lists its product as uncharacterized. The transcript has 3 exons. The record is from RefSeq and is a predicted model, not a curated record. Lineage: Eukaryota; Metazoa; Arthropoda; Insecta; Diptera; Tephritidae. The coding region runs from base 1 to 2214 and encodes 737 amino acids.